UGUCUCUCUCUCCGCCUCUGUGUGUGUGUGUCUCUCUCUCUCUCAGUCUGUGUGUGUGUGUGUGUGUUUCUCUCUCUCUCUCUCAAUUCCCCACCCACUGAGCUGUGCUCAUUAAUAAUCUGAGACCUCUGUUUUUCGCUCUCUCGCUCUCUCUCUCUCUGUCUCUCUCUCUUGGUGUGUGUGUGUGUGUUUGUGUCUGUCUCUGUCUGUCUCUCUCUCUCUCUGUGUCUGUGUGUGUGUCUGUCUCUCUCUUGGUCUGUGUGUGUGUGUCUCUCUCUCUCUGUCUCUCUCUUGGUCUGUGUGUGUGUGUCUCUCUCUCUCUGUCAGUCUCUGUCUCUCUCUCGGUGUGUGUGUGUCUGUCUGUCUGUCUCUCUCCCUCUCGGGGUGUGUGUGUGUGUGUGUCUGUCUCUCUCUCUCCCUCUCGGUGUGUGUGUGUGUCUCUCUCUCUGUCUCUCUCUCUCUCUCAGUCUGUGUGUCUCUCUCUGUCUCUCUCAGUCUGUGUGUGUGUCUCUCUCUCUGUCUCUCUCUCUCGGUCUGUGUGUGUGUGUGUGUCUCUCUCUCUCUGUCUCUCUCGGUCUGUGUGUGUGUGUCCCUCUCUCUCUCUCUGUCAUUUCCCCACCCACUGAGCUGCGCUCAGUCCCUGUGCUUAUUAAUAAUCCGAGCCCUCUCUGUUUCUCUCUCUCUCCCUCUCUCUCUCUCUCGUUCUCUCUCUCUGCACCGGCAGAGUCUGCACCGAGCCAUGAACAGUUUCUUCAGCCUGCAGCUCCCCAACCGUCAGGACCAAGACGAGGAGGAGGAAGAUGACGAGGAGGGGGCCUAUGGCGCCAGGCUCAUCCCCCGCUCCUCCCCCGUCCCCCGCAAGCGCUCGUUCUCUGGCGAGGAGCUGGGCGAGGUGCCCCUGGGUCGCAAGGUCUCCUUUGCCGAUGCCCGGGGCCUGGAGUUGGCGCGGGUCUGCGUCUUCCAGCAGUACCCUGAGGUGGGCGAGGAGGGCGAGGAGUGGGAUGCCCGCCCGGCGCCCGUCUUCCGGCUGUGCCCGGCCUUCGACCGGGAGCUCGCAGCGCCGCGGCUGCUCGAGCGGGUGAGGCGGCACAAGGUGGAGCUGGAGAGCGUGCGGGGCUCGGCAGAUGACCCGCUCACCGUGGAGUGCCAGGCCCGGGUCCUCAACCUGGCCUACCAGAAGUCGGUGCAGGCCCGCUGCACGCUAGACGAGUGGAGCAGCCACUACCAGCUGCCGGCCGAGUACGUGCCUGGCGCCGCUGACGGUGCCGGGGACCGCUUUGCCUUCCGCCUCUCCUACCCGGCGGCCGGCGCCCGCGAGGGGGCCCGCCUCCACUUCGUGCUGCGCUACGAGACCCCCGGAGGGGUUUACUGGGCCAACAACGCAGGGGCUAACUACACCCUGGUCUGCCGGGCCAUUGAGGAGGAGGAGGGAGAGGAGGAGGGGGAGUCUGCACCCCUACACAGCCCGGGCCUCCCCCUCAGGAGCUGCCUCAAGGUGACGCCGUGGAGGUACGAUGAGGAGGAAGAGGACAUCGAGGGAGCCGAGUGGGACAGCCGAGAGAGGACCAACGACGACGCCAAGCCUUCCCGGCCCCAUGAUUGGACGGUGCAGGUGCCCGAGUUGCGGGUGAUGGAUCCUGAUCCCGACGGACUCUCCCAUCCCAGCUCCGGCCUCCGGGAUCACCCGACCGAGGGAGGGCCCCCGGGCCUGAAGGGGGCGGCGCUGGAGGAGGAGGAGGAGGAGGAGGAGGAAGAGGAGGCCGAGAAAGGGCCUCCAGGCCUGAAGGGGGCAACAGAGGUGGAGGAAGCUGAGAAAGGCCCUCCAGGCCUGAAGGGGGCAGCGGAGGAGGAGGCUGGGCCUGAAGGAGAGCCUCCGAUCCUGAAGGGGACAGCACAGGAGGAGCAGGCCAAGGGAUGGCCUCCAGGCCUGAAGGGGGCAGCAGAGGAGGAAGAGGCCGAAGGAUGGCCUCCAGGCCUGAAGGGGGCAGCAGAGGAGCAGGCCGAGGGAUGGCCUCCAGGCCUGAAGGGGGCAGCAGAGGAGCAGGCCGAGGGAUGGCCUCCAGGCCUGAAGGGGGCAGCACAGGAGGAAGAGGCCGAGAAAGGGCCUCCAGGCCUGAAGGGGGCAGCAGAGGAGGAGGCCGAGGGAUGGCCUCCAGGCCUGAAGGGGGCAACAGAGGAACAGGCCGAGGGAUGGCCUCCAGGCCUGAAGGGGGCAGCACAGGAGGAGGCCGAGGGAUGGCCUCCAGGCCUGAAGGGGGCAGCAGAGGAGGAAGAGGCCGAAGGAUGGCCUCCAGGCCUGAAGGGGGCAGCAGAGGAGCAGGCCGAGGGAUGGCCUCCAGGCCUGAAGGGGGCAACAGAGGAGGAAGAGGCCGAGGGAUGGCCUCCAGGCCUGAAGGGGGCAGCAGAGGAGGAGGCCGAGGGAUGGCCUCCAGGCCUGAAGGGGGCAACAGAGGAACAGGCCGAGGGAUGGCCUCCAGGCCUGAAGGGGGCAGCACAGGAGGAGGCCGAGGGAUGGCCUCCAGGCCUGAAGGGGGCAGCAGAGGAGGAAGAGGCCGAAGGAUGGCCUCCAGGCCUGAAGGGGGCAGCAGAGGAGCAGGCCGAGGGAUGGCCUCCAGGCCUGAAGGGGGCAACAGAGGAGGAAGAGGCCGAGGGAUGGCCUCCAGGCCUGAAGGGGGCAGCAGAGGAGGAGGCUGAGGGAUGGCCUCCAGGCCUGAAGGGGGCAACAGAGGAACAGUCCGAGGGAUGGCCUCCAGGCCUGAAGGGGGCAGCAGAGGAGGAGGCCGAGGGAUGGCCUCCAGGCCUGAAGGGGGCAGCAGAGGAGGAGGCCGAGGGAUGGCCUCCAGGCCUGAAGGGGGCAGCAGAGGAGGAGGCCGAGGGAUGGCCUCCAGGCCUGAAGGGGGCAGCAGAGGAGGAGGCCGAGGGAUGGCCUCCAGGCCUGAAGGGGGCAACAGAGGAACAGGCCGAGGGAUGGCCUCCAGGCCUGAAGGGGGCAGCAGAGGAGCAGGCCGAAGGAUGGCCUCCAGGCCUGAAGGGGACAGCAGAGGAACAGGCUGAGGAAUGGCCUCCAAGCCUGAAGGGGGCAGCACAGGAGGAGGAGACCGAGGAAUGGCCUCCAGGCCUGAAGGGGGCAACAGAGGAGGAGGCCGAGAAAGGGCCUCCAGGCCUGAAGGGGGCAGCACAGGAGGAGGUGGUCCCGUCGCUCAGGCCCGAGGCCCGGGCCUGGCGUCCGCCCGGCGAUGGGAAAGCCGAAACGGGGGAGGGGGAGUGGGAGGGCCGCUCUGCCCGUCUCUACGCGGUGCCUGGCCUGCAUGUGGUGGGGGCCUGUCACAGGGAGGAGGAGGAGGAGGUGGGCGAGGAGGGUGGGCCCAUCGAGGCCUACCAGGCCGCGCCAAAGCCUGGCCCUGACCUGGAGUCGCUGGCCACUCUGGGCCAGUCGCUGGGGGCCGCGCUGAGGGUGACCGAGCUCCUGGUGCUCCUCGCUGUCGCCCUGAGCAACUCCAGCUCCCUCAUCUGGUGCACCCUCUACCUCUUCGCCCGGCUCUUCACUUAG
Molecule: messenger RNA, 3550 nt
Organism: Hemiscyllium ocellatum (epaulette shark)
Lineage: Eukaryota; Metazoa; Chordata; Chondrichthyes; Orectolobiformes; Hemiscylliidae
Product: collagen alpha-1(I) chain-like
Exons: 4
Coding region: 740-3550 (936 amino acids)
Biological process (GO): regulation of glycogen biosynthetic process
Cellular component (GO): protein phosphatase type 1 complex
Molecular function (GO): glycogen binding; protein phosphatase 1 binding
Source: RefSeq, a predicted model, not a curated record